AUGAAGCACACACCCGCCAGACUCAUCAUCAGUAUUCUAUUGCUCUUAUUACAGCAAUUUCGAGAAUGCUCUUGCCUCUCAUUGCCCAUUUCUGCUUCAAUCUCCAAGACUGGUCGGCAAGUCGAGUCCUUCUCGGUUCCCCUCCUGAAAGAACGACCAAAGCCAGAAACUCUGCUUGGUAACCUGCGCCAACUCUGGAAUGAUCCUCGACCGGUUUCGAGUCUGAUUGACACUAGCAAUAAUAAGGAAAACAGCUCCAACGAAGAUGUUCCUUAUUGUAUUUUGAGUGAUGAAUUUCAGUUGCAGCAAAUGCACAAGUUUCGCAUUCUGCUUUAUCCCAAAGGACGAUAUUAUGGAGGGUCCUCUUCCAACGCGCUAGCUGGGCCAGCGGCUGCCUAUUUGAGAUAUAUACCUGAUAACUAUGGCGAUGAAGUGGACAUUUCGUGGAAGCUACGGCUUGUGGACUCCCGCACUGGCCAUGCGUUGCCAGUCAUGACAUCCGGUGGCCUGCCAAGAUCCAAUACAACAUGGUCUUCAGGCAUGACCUUCUGCAGUGAACUAGAAGAUAUUGAAAGUGUGGGUCGGGCUGCCGAUUGGGGUUCUUCAACCUGGUAUGCACAGUCUGUGUGUGAUGCCUUGGGUCAUAUCGAAGCAAACGUCGAAAUCACACUCUACAAUUUUCGUACCGACGAGUCAAGCUUUGCCAUUCCUCCCAGAGGCGCUGUCAAAGCUGUACUGGAUGCAGCCACUGGAGCAUCUGCGGCCGUCAACGGGGAACAAGAAAGACUUUUUCGAGUUGGAGAAGUGAUCGUUCCAAUGGCGUCCAGCAACAGCAACAAACAAACUGAAGCAGAAUUGAAAUCAUAUUUUGUCUUGCCUGGCACUGAUUACAGAAUUAUGACCAUGACGGACAAGGAUGGCAAUUCCAUCUUCGCCUCUGACUCUGUACCCAAAGAGGAACGGAAAUAUUGUCGGUUGGCGCUGAGACCCUGUGGAUGGAAGACGCAACAACAACUGUGGAAGCAGCGAGGCAUGAAGACUGAAUGGCCCGUGGAAGUGCCCGCCAGACUGCUGUCGUCGACGGCAUUGACUAGAUUCAAUCUGGCAACCGCAUUCCCGAGAGUGUCGGCAACCUUUCAACGUGACAAAACUGCAGUACUCUUGGGGAUUUUGUUGGCUCUUGCGCCUCUUCCUGGGGCUCUCAUUGCAAGAAACUUUGUCUCAUUCUAUGCCAUUCCCAGUGCCAGUAUGGAUCCAACUUUGAUGAAGGGAGAUCUACUGCUGGUUGAAAAGUUCCCAGGAGUCUCGGAGCGAACCCAAAAAGGCGAUGUCUUGUUGUUUCGCCCUCCCGCCGCAUUGAGAGAGAUUGUUGGCAACAACGCCAUCUCCAGCAAUUCGCUUUUUGUCAAGAGAGUUGUAGGACUUCCAGGAGAUAGAGACUUUCUUGUCGACUCGGAAACGGGCGAUGUGUACGUGGAGGGAAAACGAGCCAUUGGUCCAGACCGAAACCUGUGUGACGACGAGCCACUGCGUCUCAUUGAUCGGUUGCUGGAGAAUGGCAAGGGCAAGAAAGUUGACCAACUUGGAGAUGAUGAGGUGUAUGUAUUGGGAGAUUGCAAAGCAGUGUCAGUGGACUCGAGAGUAUUUGGUGUAUUACCAAAGACUGACAUUGCGGGAAAACCAGUUGGCAGGGUUUGGCCCUUGUCUCGUGUGACAUUUGGUCCCUUGUAA
This is a messenger RNA of Seminavis robusta, 1731 nucleotides long. The record is from the annotation of a GenBank genome assembly. NCBI's taxonomy places the organism in Eukaryota, Bacillariophyta, Bacillariophyceae, Naviculales, Naviculaceae.